CCCAUCUCUUGUGCUCGGGCAUGUACUGUCGCCAGUGAGGUCUUUACCGAGGCACAGUCUUUUGCUGAUUGCAAAUUACACAUCCGAACCCGUCUGUUAGCUUCGGCUUUCAGCAAUUUUUGCAAACCCCUUUGCUGUGAUGCUUCUGUUUGUGAAAACGGAGCAGAGCGAAUUUUCAGAAGACCUUGUAAUGAUUUGCAAGUAGUUGCACAUGUACAUAGUAUCUACUAAUUUACUUGUUGAUGCAUCGAACAUUUUGCACAUGAGUUCAAUUGGAAAACUGUACGGCUUUCACGAACACCUUUAUUGUUAUAUUUUUCAAUUUAUGGUGCUAACUUUCAAAUUGUAGUUUGUCCUGACAUCACUACUGCAUAUAAUGAUGUGUGAGACACAUGGUAC
This is a messenger RNA of Suillus subaureus, 399 nucleotides long. RefSeq lists its product as uncharacterized. NCBI's taxonomy places the organism in Eukaryota, Fungi, Basidiomycota, Agaricomycetes, Boletales, Suillaceae. The transcript has a single exon. The record is from RefSeq and is a predicted model, not a curated record. The annotation marks the transcript as partial.